AUGUAAACAAGAGGCUGAUCGCCGCACUCGAUUUUACCGUGCUGCUGCUUAUCGAGAAAGCUGUCGCGGCGAUUAGCCCCCAACACGCAAGACACGUGUGUUCGUGUUCGGUGAUUUUGUAGCUUAAAAUUUUUUUGAAUUUCAUUCGGCUUUCGGUUUCGAUUCGACUCGUCGUGAUGGGGAAGUACAAAAAUAAGAGGCAAUUAAAGCAAAGGUCAAGGUUGAGGAGCCGACUGGUCUUCCGAGUGUGAAGCAGGAAGGUGAAAAAGCAGGAGGACGAGGUUUGUCUGCCUGUGAGACCUUCAGCACAAACUACCCUGCCUGCUCUUGUGCAAGAGUUGACCCAAGGUUCUGAUGAUGGAAAAGUUCGGGCGCUGUUGGGCAUUUCGUGUUUGGAAAAAGUCAAGCUGGACAAGAAUACUCUCAGGUCCAUUGCACCUUUGCUCUGCGAUCCGUCCAACAAUGUUAAAGUAGCCGCUGCCAAUGCCCUCAGAAUGCUCGUCAUGAGCGGAGGAUCAAAGGUGGCCAACGAAAUGAUUGCGGACGACAUUGUGACUCCUUUAGAGACUGUGCUGAAUAAAACUUAUGCAGAACUUUUCUCAGGGAAAUCCUUAGUGGAGGACGAUGUUAAAAAAGAAAUUCUCAUUUCUGCCAUCAAAUUACUCUGGACCCUAAGUGAGAACAGUGAGAUGGCCGUGCAAUUUGCAUCAAGACCUAAAACCAUGAACGUUUUGAUAAGUUCUGCUGAAUGUUCGGACAAUGGUCUUGCACUUUCUGCUGUCCAAUGCCUGCAAACAAUCUCUGAGGACAACACAUCAGUCAUUACUCAACUCUCUAAGAGGCAAGAUCACAUGCUUAGUGUAUUGAUUCAAGAGAGUGAUGCGCCAGAAAUCAUCCAGUUGCAAACAAUUUUUGCAAGUUUAUUGGUUAACAUUCAUAAUGGACUUAUUAGCCGAGUUUUGCCUGCCACUCUGAUAGCAGUUGUUGCGACUCUGACUAAUUGCCUCAAGAAAAAUACAAUUGCUCAGUUGGAGUCAUCAAGUAGCAUUGGCAAGGGAGAAGAAAUGGACCAAGACAUCGGUGGAGAAAUGGACAAUGACGAAGAUGACAAGAGUGAAGCUGAAGCUCAAAAUAGCUCAAAGGGAUCCUCGAAUGAGCUUUAUGUCAAGCAGAUUUACAGCAUUGGCCUGCUGAUAGACGCCCAGGUGUGCGCCCUUGAGACAUUGGCCAACAUUUGCACUAAUGAUGAUGAUGAUGAAGCGAUGGAAUUGUCAGAAAGUAGUGAAGAGGCAUUCAGCGAGACUGAACUGGAGGAAGAGCUAAGCAGCAACUUCCAAUCUCUCAGUCUUCCUCCCACCCUUCCGCCAGAGGUGGUCGAAACUAUCCUGAAGAGCGAGGUGUUGGCCUUGAUUAUGGAAAAGGCAAAACCUCUGCCUUCGGAACUGAUCUCCAACCUUGGUCCCUUUGUAGAGGAGGAAGACAUCCCAAACCGGCUGAGGCGAGUGCAGACAAGGGCCCUCCUUUGCCUACACAACCUGGUGAGGGGGCUGCCCCUUGAAGGCCUGGGAGGAGCCCAGCAGCUGCAAAAUACUUGGAAGUCAUUGGCCCUCAAAAUUGUCACAGAGUGGAACAAUGACCCUGAGCUGCUUGAAGCCGCCAGUACAACCCUGAGGGCACUCUCAACUAGAUUGGCAGAGGAGAAAAGUGGCACAAAAUUGAUUGAGGAGAUUUCCUCCACAGACCUAGUCAGUCUGUGCCAGCUGGCUGAACAGAGCCAGGAUACAAGUGUCCGGAUAAACAUUUUCAGGGUUCUGUCCAGUAUCUCUGCCAUAGCCAGUGACAACUACUCAGACAAAACCUCACCUUUAAUUUUGACUGCAGGUAGAUUCCUGCUUGAACAGAGUGGAAAAGAGACAGACAUUGUGGUUGUAGCCGAAGCUCUGGACGCCUUGAUGGACGCCCUCUCUGAAGACUGCACUGACGGAGCGUGUGCGGAAAUGCAACUGGUGCAACGCCUCCAGUCCAUGCUGCCUUCUCUACAACACAAGAUUCGAAGCCAGAGAACAAAAAUGCCGGUUGGAAAUCCUGUUGUGAAGACAGUAAAAUCAAAUUUGACAAGAUUCAUCAAAUAUAAAGCCAAACGUUGUAUUUGAUUGUUUAUGUAUCAUAUGUAUCAAGCAAUCAUAAUUAAAACUAAAAUUUAAAUUGA
This is a messenger RNA of Neocloeon triangulifer, 2209 nucleotides long. Its product is annotated as HEAT repeat-containing protein 3. Gene Ontology annotation, biological process: protein import into nucleus; ribosomal large subunit biogenesis. Bases 495 to 2153 code for a protein of 552 amino acids. The transcript has 11 exons. The record is from RefSeq and is a predicted model, not a curated record. NCBI's taxonomy places the organism in Eukaryota, Metazoa, Arthropoda, Insecta, Ephemeroptera, Baetidae.